Molecule: messenger RNA, 2611 nt
Organism: Papilio xuthus (Asian swallowtail)
Lineage: Eukaryota; Metazoa; Arthropoda; Insecta; Lepidoptera; Papilionidae
Product: T-cell immunomodulatory protein
Exons: 2
Coding region: 126-1886 (586 amino acids)
Cellular component (GO): plasma membrane
Source: RefSeq, a predicted model, not a curated record
AAUAAAGUAAAUGAAUAUUGAAAAGGUGAAAAUAAACUUUGUAUCGUUUGCAUUGCAAAGAAAGAUAGCUUAUUAGUAAAGUUUCUCAUAGCUUUUCUUCGUUAUAGUUAAUAAUUGAGUGCAUCAUGUUGUAUCUAAUAAUUUUAAUGUUGACUUUUAAAUAUUCAUAUUGUUCUUCAGUAGUGGAUAUGACAACGAGUUCAUUUGGUAGAAGUAACAAUGGUUUCAUCGCUGCAUUUGGUGACUUUAACUCUGACGAAUUAACUGACGCUUUUAUAAUAAAUGGUUCAAAUAUUGAAGUGCUUUUAGCUUACGAUAAGGAACCGUUUUUGCGACCCUCAUCUUUUGUUUGUUCUUUUAAUGACAUUGUGAUAACGAGCAUAGUGCCAGGUGACUAUGAUGGAGAUGCUUACAUGGACAUACUGUUUACGACACAGAUUCAAAAUGCUACAUCUAAUUCACAUGAAGUUCGAAUUUUGUGGGGAGGAGCACCCACCUUGAAUUGUUCAGAUGCGCUUUCGGUCAAAGCUACAACAAUAGGUCAGCCAUUAAUUUUAGAUUAUAAUCGUGACAUGAUAUUAGAUUUGUUUGGCAUCAAUUCCAAUAAGGAAAGAGUAUUUUGGAUUUUUGAUAAAACCAGAUUAAAUCCAAGUGAAAUUCCAAUGAGCAAAGAUUUGCUUAAAGAAAUAAAACUCCCACACUCACAUUCAUUUUUGGAUGUUAAUGAUGAUAAUGCUGCUGAUCUCUUGGUCACAACUAAGGUGGAUAUUGAAGUUUGGUUUAAUGAAGAAGUUGGUGGAUUUACUUACAACUACAGUAUUGAGUUAUUGGUAGGACAUCCUGUAAUAUAUGGCCAAGCUUUGUUUACAGAUGUUGCUUUGUCAGGACAAUUCUAUGUAGUAAUACCUGUUUGCUAUGAUAUAGAAUGUUUUAAUAGCACCAUACUAAUUUAUGACAACCAACAAUGGCAUGAUCUUCAAGUAGAUUUUAAUGAUGGCAAGGGUACUUUGUGGCGAUUCACUCCUCCACGAGAUGAAAUAUAUUUAGACACUAUAACAAUGAGAAGUGGUGAUUAUAAUAUGGAUGGAUAUCCAGACAUUCUGAUGACCCUAAGUCCAGUGAACAGCCAGGAAACUGCAGUUUUUCUAUUGCAUAAUGUACCAUGCAACUCAGUGGGUUGUAAAUUUUCCAGAACAUUUCAAGUGCAGUGGGAUAAAUUUGAUACAUUUGGUAAAAAUGUUGUGAUGGCAACAUUUUACGAUUUUUACAUGGAUGGUGUUCUUGAUAUUAUAUAUAUUAAAAAGAAUACAACUUUGCAAUCAUAUACAAUGAAUGCAUUCAAAAAUGAAUUGGAAUAUGAUACUAAUUUUAUAAAGGUUAUUGUUGUAACUGGGCUCAGUAAUAAAAAUAUACCUGUGAUUAAUGGAACUUUGUACAAUAGAAAAGUAACUUUUGGAACAAACUUGCCAGGACCCAAAAUUGGCUACAACACUUGGUCUCAAGAAAGUACCUACAGGACAGGAGUGUGUGCACAACUUUCACAGUCCGCUUAUUUUGCUUUGCAACUUCCAUACUCUAUAUUCGGACUGGAUAGGACACCAAAUUUUGUAGACACACUUAAUGUUGGUCUAUCAGGAUACUCCAAAAGCUGGACUCAAAUAAUACCCAACUCACAAAUAGUUGUCAUUCCAGCGCCACCAAAUGAUCCAUCACAAUGGCGAGCUCAACUAUUUGUUACACCCAGUAAAGUUAUAUUGAAAAGUGUUUUUGUGUUGACUGCUAUUAUUGUUAUUAUAACAGCUUGUGUUUUAUAUUUACAUUGGAAAGAAAGGAACGAUAGACAAGAUAUUAUAGAAAUUGACGAAAAGACAUAUGUGAAGAUAUAGAUUUAACAUUGACUUCUUAUUAAUGUGAUAUUAUUAAAUAUUGUGAUUUAAAUAAGACAUCAACUAUGUUUGAGCUGUCUAAAAAUCUAUAUUGCAUAUUUACUGUGAGUUUCCGCUGCCGUUAAAACUGAGCAAAAACAUUGUCGUCUUUGACAUUGUAACAAUUUUUUUCAUAAAAGUAAACACUGUUGUCCCUCACAGUAAAAGAUUGAAGUGCCUUUAGACAUAGUAGAUGUUUGUUUAGCUAGGAUUAGUUAUGAAUUAUGAUAAUUAUAUUUAUCCAACUAGUCUGUGAUUGUUUUAUAUUUCAUGUUAUCAAUAUGUAUUCAUUAGAAAUCAUAAAAAUAUUAUAAUAAACUAGCUGUCGCCCGCGACUCCGUCCGUGCGGGAUAAAAAAAAAUAGAUAGUAGUCGAUUCUUAGACCUACCCAAUAUACUCAUAAAAUUUCAUGAGAAUCUCUCAAGCCGUUUCGGAGGAGUAUGGGAACGAAAAUUGUGACACGAGAAUUUUAUAUAUAAUAUUUUUGGAAAAAUUCUCAGGAAUAAGAGCUAAAUUUACACUUUAUAAAACAACUUAGAAACUUGUAAAUAAUUAGGUUAAAGAAAGUUAAGAAUUUUUAAUCGUUGUAUGUUCUGUAAAAUGAGAUUCAAAGUGCAGUAUGUUUUACUUUAUCCUAUUUGUUACAAGUAAAUCUCUCCUGAAGCAACUUGCACUAUGACAAUUUC